CCGAUUCCGAGUAACGAGCAAGCACGAUGAGCGAAGGAGAAGCAAAGCACCCCGGACUGCUCAUCGACUUCGUCGUCGUGGGCGGCGGCAUCGCAGGCCUCGGGUGUGCAAUCGCACUGCGCAAGAUAGGGCACAAUGUCACUGUUCUGGAGAAACUCACGACAGAAGAACGGUAUGCGCUGCCGGUCGGUGGCAUCCGGAUACCACCUAACGGCACCAAGAUCCUGUCGCACUGGGGGCUGGAAGAGGAGAUCAAGAAGGUCUCUGUCACAUCGACGCAUAUUCAUGUGCACGCAUACCAAUCGGGCCACUUCUUUGGAUCGCAUCAAUGGGAUCAGGAGAUGCUCGACGAGGCCGGGGGCGAAUACCUCUUCAUGCCGCACAACGACCUGUACAGGAUAAUCCUGGAUCGUGCGACAGAGUUGGGCGCAAACAUUCGGACGGGCGUGGAAGUAGCCAGCGUAAAUAUCGAUGACCAUGAAGAUGACCCCCAGUACACUGCCAUCCUUACCACUGGCGAGCGGAUAUCAGGAGACGUGAUUGUUGGUGCGGACAGCCGGUGGAGCAGACUCCAGCGAUUUGUCGAGGGAAGUGACGUCUGGGACAACGCGCCCCUCAGAUGUGUCACCUACCACUGUCUCAUACCAACCCAACUCUUGGACCAGGACCCGGAUUUAUCGUUUCUUGAUCGUGAAGGGGCCGGAGUGUUUGUGUGGAUGGGGGACAAUCGGACAUUCACUUGUUAUCCUGCGGGAAAGGAUUAUUUUGCAUUGCACUAUUCGCAUAUGCCCGAAAGUCAGCCAGAAGGAUUUUUUGCCAGCAAAGAAGAGCUUCUUUCUGUCCUGGGAGACGCCGACCCAAGAAUACGGAAGAUCGUCUCCUUUGCCGGUCCAACCAUUUCACGCAUCCCCGCCAAGAUCGUUGACCCCCUCGAGCAAUGGGUGCACCCCUCCGGCCGCCUCGUGCUCGUCGGCGAAGCCGCGCACCCGCUCCCGUUCGGCGCGCUGCAGGCGGGCGCAAUGGCGCUCGAAGACGCAGCCGUGCUCGCGAAGCUCUUCUCGCACCUCGCGUCCGCAGACCAGAUCGCGCCGUUCCUCUUCGCGUUCCAGGACCUGCGCGAGGCGCGCUGCGCACGCGUGGCCACGAGCGAGGCGUUCAACCUGUACUGGAUGAUGCUGCCCGACGGCGCGGAGCAGCGCGAGCGCGAUGCGCGCAUGCGCGGGAAUGUCGCGGAGGGGCGGACUGUGAUUGGCUCGAUUGAGCGCGAGGGCGCGAGUCAGUGGGAGAGUGUGAAGGAGAUGUUUGCGUAUGAUGCGGAGGACGCGGCGGAUGAUUGGUGGGUCAAGUGGGGGUUGUUGAGGGAGGCGGCGAAGCAGAAUGCGUUGACGGAGGACGCGGCCGCGUCGGUGGCCUCGCUGAAUAUCAGCGUGUCGUAGUGCGCCGCGCGGCUUUUCAUUUUCAUUUGGUAGGCUAUGAUGCUUGCUUGAACUGUGGUCAUAUCAUUUCUCGUUCUUGGAUAGUAGUUUCACAGAAGGUUCAUUCGUCGUCGUUCAUGUACAUUACCCCACAUAUCUCCUCAUCUCUGCACUCACAACGCGCUUGACGUCCAUAGUGUACAUACCUGCAAUUAUCUCUUACAUUAUAUCAACUUUGCUUAUGAAC
This is a messenger RNA of Coniophora puteana RWD-64-598 SS2, 1662 nucleotides long. Its product is annotated as FAD/NAD(P)-binding domain-containing protein. The transcript is spliced from 9 exons. The record is from RefSeq and is a predicted model, not a curated record. The coding region runs from base 27 to 1436 and encodes 469 amino acids. Gene Ontology annotation, molecular function: monooxygenase activity; FAD binding. Gene Ontology annotation, biological process: secondary metabolite biosynthetic process. Lineage: Eukaryota; Fungi; Basidiomycota; Agaricomycetes; Boletales; Coniophoraceae.